AUGAAUAACAUAACAUUCCAGGGCGAUGCAUUCACCUCCUCCGGAUUUCUCCAACUUACAAAGAAUCAACUCGACGCCUCCAUCACUUACAGUGCUGGUCAUGCCUCGUAUGCCGAACCUGUGCGCCUCUGGGAUGCCAAGACAGGGAGGCUUACGGACUUCUCCACCCACUUCACAUUUGUCAUAAAAGCCGUUAAUAUUUCAGAGCACAGUGACGGGCUCUCCUUCUUUAUUUCACCAUUUCAGUCCGACAUCCCCAACAAUUCAAGCGGCGGGUUUCUUGGGCUGUUCGAUUCGGCAACCGCGCUCAAGAUGUCUUCGAAUCAAAUUGUUGCAGUUGAGUUUGACACUUCCAAAAAUGAUUGGGAUCCAAGCGAUGAUCAUGUCGGAAUCAAUGUCAACACCAUUGCCUCAGCGGCAGAUGUCACGUGGAAUAGUAGCAUGAGGAAUGGGUCUACAGGAAAUGCAUGGGUGACCGGCCCUGGUUAUAACCCAACCUCCAAAAAUCUAAGUGUCUUCUUAACGUACGCUGCUAAUCCAGUCUUCAAUGGGAAUUCUAGCCUUUCAUAUGUUGUUGAUUUGAGGAAUGUUUUGCCGGAGUGGAUUAGAGUAGGUUUCUCCGCAGCUACAGGGAAGUGGAUUGAGUUGCAUUCAAUAAGUUCUUGGUCAUUCGAUUCAACUUUGGAGAUCAACGAUGGAAACAGAAAAAACAAAUUGGGGUUGGUGAUUGGUUUGGCUGUGGGUUUUGGUGUAUUGGGUUGUGGAUUGGGUCUAUUUUGGUUCAUCUGCUGGAGAAAAAGGGCUGGAGGGAAAAGAGAAGAUUUGGAAGGAGAUAUCAGCAUGGAUGAUGAAUUUGAAAAGGGAACCGGCCCGAGGAGUUUCACUUACCGUGAACUUAUCCGGGCAACAAAGAACUUUGCCGAAGGAGGGAAGCUUGGGGAGGGAGGAUUUGGAGGCGUUUACAAGGGAUUGUUAAGUGAAUCCAAUACUGAUGUUGCUGUUAAGAGGGUCUCAAAGGGAUCAAAACAGGGGAAAAAGGAGUACAUAGCAGAAGUGAGAAUCAUUAGCCGUUUGAGGCACAGGAAUUUGGUUCAACUAAUUGGUUGGUGCCAUGAAAAGGGCGAGUUCCUUCUCGUCUACGAGUACAUGCCUAAUGGAAGCCUUGAUAAUGAUCUUUUUGGUGGGAAGACUAUGCUGACAUGGGCAGUGAGGUAUAAAGUAGCCCUUGGAUUGGCUUCUUCACUCCUCUACCUUCACGAAGAGUGGGAACAAUGUGUUGUGCACAGAGAUAUCAAGUCUAGCAAUGUCAUGUUGGACGCUAAUUUCAAUGCCAAGCUUGGCGAUUUUGGCCUUGCAAGGCUUGCAGACCAUGAAUUAGGCUCGCAAACAACCGUUUUGGCCGGCACCAUGGGCUACCUAGCGCCGGAGUGUGUUAUUACUGGCAAGGCUAGCAAGGAAUCCGAUGUCUAUAGCUUCGGGGUGGUUUCCCUUGAGAUUGCAUGCGGAAGAAAACCAAUGGAGCCGAGGGUGGAACCUAGCAAGGUGAGGUUGGUGGAGUAUGUAUGGGAGCUCUAUGGAAAAGGCCAGCUUCUUGAUGCUGUUGAUAAGGGAUUGAGUAUGGAAUAUGAUGAGAAACAAACGGAGUGCUUGAUGAUCAUUGGAUUGUGGUGUUGCCAUCCUGAUCCCACCAUCCGGCCGUCGGUAAGGCAAGUGAUAAAUGUUCUUAAUUCUGAAGCUCCAUUGCCAAACCUUCCAUUGAAGUUUCCUGUGCCAAUGUAUUUUGCACCUCCAAUGCAUAUGUGUAGAUUCUCCUACACAUCAUCAUCUGGUCUCACAGGGUCCAGCAAAGAUCAGACGCAAUGUUCAUGUAGCAGUUGCUCUACUACUCAUUCAUCUGUUUCUGCCGGCUCUUAA
Molecule: messenger RNA, 1914 nt
Organism: Corylus avellana
Lineage: Eukaryota; Viridiplantae; Streptophyta; Magnoliopsida; Fagales; Betulaceae
Source: RefSeq, a predicted model, not a curated record